UAGGCUACUUGUUUUGUUGUGAAAACUUUCCUCGGUUCCCAGUCGAAAAGCAUCUUCCCUUACAUCCCCAGCAACUGAGACUAGCUCCGCCUCCGCCUCCCUCAGCCUCCGAGUCCGGAGUCGUCGAGCUGGUCUUUCUGUUACCGUGUUCCGCCCUUCCAACGCUCUCCAUCUCCUGCGGGACCCACCACUACCAGCGAGCCCCGCAAAAUUGACCACUUGGGCUCGUGGAGCUGCCAUGCGCAGAUCGUUUUAGGACUUCCGCUUUCUUCAAACCUUUCGUCAUUGGCGACUGAUAGAUUUAAUGGCGCCUAAUGAAAGACAACUAGGAACUUAAUGGAUCACCAAUCUAUUCAUGGAUUUGAUUCAGAUGAGAGUGACCUAGAUAUGCAUGCCGAAACCUAUGAACAUAAUGAAGGGAUAGAAGAUGUGCUUCCUGAGAAUUUGGACUUGUGUGUAGAUGAAAAAGAGGAGACAGAAGAACAAUCGGCUGAUCUACCUAUGAACGUAGAAGCUUUAGAACCGUAUAUAGGCAUGGAGUUCAACUCAAGAGAUGAAGCUAGAGAAUUUUAUGUUGCAUAUGGCAGACGCUCUGGUUUCACCGUACGGAUACACCACAAUCGUCGUUCACGAGUAAAUAAUCAGAUUAUUGGUCAAGAUUUUGUUUGCUCAAAAGAAGGCUUUCGAGCAAAAAAGUAUGUGCACAGAAAAGACAGAGUUCUUCCUCCACCCCCAGUAACCCGUGAGGGCUGUCAAGCUAUGAUAAGGCUAGCUCAAAGAGAUGGACCGAAGUGGGUAGUCACAAAAUUUGUUAAAGAGCAUAAUCACAAGCUAAUGAGUCCCAGCAAGGUUCCAUGGCGGGGAUCAGGAAAGCACUUAGCAAGUGAGGAUGAGAAGGAUAAAAGAAUCCGAGAGCUGUCCCUUGAGCUGUACAACGAGAGGCAAAAAUGUAAGCGACGUUGUGCUGCAUAUGAAGAACAGAUAAAUAUGAUCUUGAAGGAUUUGGAAAAACACACAGAGCACAUGUCAAAAAAAGUUUCGGAUACAGUUCAGAGCAUAAAAGAAAUUGAGGAGGAACAAUCAGAGGACUCGGAUAGCGGAUGGAGUUAAUGCAACUUGUACCUUUUCUUGCCCCUUGCUUUGCCUUUGAUGAUGAGCAACCUAUUUUAUCAGUUUUUGGAGUUAUGUAACUGCUAAUUCACCUAUGGUGUCGGUCGAGGUUGCCACAGAGGACAAAUUAAGUCCACAAAAUGACUGUCUUUCAGAAAAUAUGGUGGCAGCUGAAGUUUGGUGUCUGGAUCAAGGUGCUCAUCCUCGGUGAAGGUUUUAUGAGCAAAUCGGGAAAAUACUCGAUAAAAUGUUAGAACUCAUAUGUUCAAAGUGUUCCGGGUCAUUCUCUUGUUGAAUCGUAAUGUAGUUUUGUUUUCCUCUCUUAUCAAAUUUGAAAUGUUACUGUAA
Messenger RNA from Pyrus x bretschneideri (Chinese white pear), 1458 nucleotides. Its product is annotated as protein FAR-RED ELONGATED HYPOCOTYL 3. The coding region runs from base 337 to 1110 and encodes 257 amino acids. The transcript has 4 exons. The record is from RefSeq and is a predicted model, not a curated record. Lineage: Eukaryota; Viridiplantae; Streptophyta; Magnoliopsida; Rosales; Rosaceae.